AUGCUAGGAACCGUUGUUACGGUUAAUGAUUGGUAUUGCCGAGAUGGUCUCGUGCGAGGAAUCGACACUUUUCUCCCUGCUGCCUGCGUGGGAUUCUAUGCCGAUGCCGCCUGCGCCUUGAUAGAAUUAGAAACGGGCGACACAGCCGCGCCAUUCCUGCGAUAUACCCUGACCCUGGGAUGCCUCGCUAACGGGCUGGAACUUGAAUUGAGGGCACACAGAUACAAAAUUGGUGAUUCCUUACCUCCCACUGGUGCGGUUGAGAAGUGGACAUGCAAGUUGCGGUCUGCGAGCCCUUUCUCAACCAACCCCAUUUUCGCCCAAAGCUGUGCGGUUGCUGCCCAGCGACGGCAGCGGUAA
This is a messenger RNA of Penicillium manginii, 360 nucleotides long. RefSeq lists its product as uncharacterized. NCBI's taxonomy places the organism in Eukaryota, Fungi, Ascomycota, Eurotiomycetes, Eurotiales, Aspergillaceae. The coding region runs from base 1 to 360 and encodes 119 amino acids. The transcript has a single exon. The record is from RefSeq and is a predicted model, not a curated record.